Homarus americanus (American lobster) is the source of this 1400-nucleotide messenger RNA. RefSeq names its product prohibitin-2-like (gene Phb2). The coding region runs from base 72 to 956 and encodes 294 amino acids. Gene Ontology annotation, cellular component: mitochondrion; membrane. The transcript is spliced from 8 exons. The record is from RefSeq and is a predicted model, not a curated record. Lineage: Eukaryota; Metazoa; Arthropoda; Malacostraca; Decapoda; Nephropidae. Gene Ontology annotation, biological process: mitochondrion organization.
CCUUGAGCGGCUGCGCAGUGGCCGUAGUUACAUGUGUUGUGCCGGGGAGUUGAUCAGUUACGUCAACAAUAAUGGCUGAUAAACUAAAUGAUCUCGCUGGUCGUAUUGGCAAGGGUCCUAAGGGCUUGGGAACCGGACUGAAACUGUUGGCUGUUGCUGGUGCUGCUGCUUAUGGCUUGUCACAGUCCAUGUAUACAGUUGAAGGUGGUCACCGCGCCAUCAUCUUCAGCCGUCUCGGAGGGAUCCAGCCAGACAUCUACUCCGAGGGAUUACACUUCCGUAUACCUUGGUUCCAGUAUCCAGUUAUCUAUGACAUCAGGGCCCGACCAAGGAAAAUCACUUCACCAACGGGUAGCAAAGAUUUACAGAUGGUGAAUAUUUCCUUGAGAGUACUGUCAAGACCUCAGGGUAUAGCAAUUCCAAAUAUUCAUCAAACUCUAGGUCUGGACUUUGAUGAGAAGGUUCUUCCCUCUAUAUGCAAUGAAGUUCUCAAAUCUGUUGUUGCAAAGUUCAAUGCUGCCCAGUUGAUCACCAUGAGGCAACAGGUUUCUCUCAUGAUUCGUCGUGACCUGACACAACGAGCAGAAGACUUCAACAUCAUUCUUGAUGAUGUAUCCAUCACAGAGCUUAGUUUUGGCCGGGAAUAUACCUCGGCUGUAGAGGCAAAACAGGUAGCACAGCAGGAGGCCCAGAGAGCUUCAUUUGUGGUGGAGCGUGCCAGGCAAGAGAGACAGCAGAAGAUUGUACAGGCUGAGGGUGAAGCUGAGGCUGCUAAAUUGUUAGGAAAUGCAAUCAGUAUGAAUCCUGGAUACCUUAAACUACGAAAGAUCAAAGCUGCUGUUAACAUAGGCAAAACGAUCUCUCAGGCCCAGAACCGUGUGUAUCUUGGAGCAGGGACGCUGAUGCUGGAUAUUAACGAUAAGGAUUAUGAUAAUAAUACCAUGAGAAUAACUUAAUCUUUUACUUGGUUGCACCAUACAAUACUUGUUAAAGAAGUUGGAAUAUAACAAAGAUAUUGAGACUCCAUUAGUGAUAACUUGUAGGCUUAAAUUAAUGACCCAAAUUGACUUAUCAAAUUCUCAUUAAAUUUUUUUAAGUCUACCAUAAACAUACCUUCAGUCUGAUUAGGGUAGCUGUCAGCAUAAGGAAAAUGGUGGUAUUCAUUUUUGUUACAUUUCAGUACUUGCAUUCAUCAUAUUUUUUUGUAAGUUAAGAAAAGUUUGGUGUAUUUUAGCUUUUGGAAAUAUUUUGUGUGUUUUUUUCAAUUUUAUGUCAGAAAUAUUGUAUAUAACAGGAAGUGUACAGGGGAUUAAGUUUACCUUUGUUUGUUAUUGAAAUUGUAAGUAUGUAGUUACUGAGUAUUCACAACUACCUUUUACAAAUAUACAGUGGGUACCAAA